AUGGCUUCCUUCGACGAUGAAACCGCCAACAAGUUGCUUUCCCAGGUGGAGUUCUACUUCAGUGACAGUAAUCUACCCAUAGACGAAUUCCUCAGCAGGGAAGUCACUAAGAGCAAAGAUGGCCUGGUUAGUCUACCUCUGGUUUGUUCCUUCUCUCGUAUGCGUAACCUCCUCGGCCUCCGUAACACCAAACGCGAAGAUAUCCCUCUCAACUUACUGGAGGGAGUCGCCAAUCUUUUACGCACUUCCAAUUUUCUUAAAGUUUCCGAUAAUGGACAAAGGAUUGGUAGAGGAACAAAACUCUCCAAGCCCGAAGAGGUGCUUGAACAAGUCCACAGAAGAACCAUUGCCGCAUCGCCUUUCGAGUACUCCACAAAGAUGGAAGAUGUCGCAUCUUUCUUCUCCCAAUAUGCCAAGGUUAAUAGUGUAAGGCUACCUCACCACAUCGGAGACAAGCGACUCUUUUGUGGCACUGCUUUGGUUGAAUUCUCGUCCGAACAAGACACUGAACAUGUUUUGAGGCAGAAGAUCGUCUAUGCCGGUGCUGAUUUAGUAUUAAUACCAAAGAGUGAUUUUGACUGUCAAAGACAGAUUAUGAUCAAGGAACUCGGAAAAUCAGGGCCAAGUCUUAAAGAUACCUCCCACAACAAAUUCCGCAAGGGCCAGCUUGUCAAAUUUACACUGAAAAGGAUAGCCAGUGGACAAAAAGUCGUAGACAAAGGAAAACCCAAAAACCUAGAAAACAAAAUCAUGAGGGAGGAAGAUAAGGCAGACACGACUGAGAAAUUGGAAGGAGAGGANGAUAAAAGGGAGGAAAGCGGAGAGAAGGCUGAUCAACUUGUGGUUCCCCCGUGGGAUAACAUUGGCUCUGAGGCUCUCAAGGAUGCUUUUCAAAGAUUUGGCAGCAUUAAGCACAUAGAACACUCUGGGGGAUUGGAUCCAGGUUACGUUUGUUUCAUAGAUUCAGACACAGCAAUGAAAGCCCGUGCGGCGGUGGAGUUUGCUGGGGGAUUAGUUGUGAAGAAUAAAUUCUCAAUUGCCUUGGAAGCAGUGAAUGGGGAGAUGGAGAGAGAGGUGUGGAAAAGACUGUCAUCAGCUGAGGCGGAAGGAGGGAAAGAAGAAGAUAACAAGAAGGAAAGCAAAAGCGAAGGCGAAACCACGCAACAACCGCCCAAGAAGACUCGAAAGAAGCGCUAG
This is a messenger RNA of Arabis nemorensis, 1197 nucleotides long. The record is from the annotation of a GenBank genome assembly. NCBI's taxonomy places the organism in Eukaryota, Viridiplantae, Streptophyta, Magnoliopsida, Brassicales, Brassicaceae.